This is a messenger RNA of Plasmodium vivax (malaria parasite P. vivax), 5727 nucleotides long. RefSeq lists its product as hypothetical. NCBI's taxonomy places the organism in Eukaryota, Apicomplexa, Aconoidasida, Haemosporida, Plasmodiidae. Bases 1 to 5727 code for a protein of 1908 amino acids. The transcript is spliced from 2 exons. The record is from RefSeq and is a predicted model, not a curated record.
AUGGAGGAUGACUGCCCGAAGGACCUUUCGAGAAAUCGAACAGAAUCGCAACGGAGUGAAAACUUUAGUGAAGAAUUUACAAUUUAUAAAAUUAAAAAUACGCUACGCACGUUAGACCAACCGAUUGGGCAAAAUGGCGGUGGGAAUUAUUUUUUGAAUUAUUACAACUGGGGUGAUGACAAUGAGGAGGGCAAACGUGAGGGGGGGUUCGGAUCCCCUUCGGAAGAGCCGCCACCUCCUUGGGAAGAGGUUCCAUCUCCGUGCCACAGCUUAUCAGACGGAGACGAGUUAAAAAGUAGUGAGCAGGGAAGCACCAAUAAGGGGAGCCCUUCAACGGUGAGCGGCGCGUCUAACGAUUUGGAAGCGGAAGGGCAAGGCGGCUAUGAAGGGGGUAGAAAUGCCGAAAAUCGAUAUAAUGCCGAACCGCUCACUGAGGAGCGCACCAGUUGUAGCAGCAUGAAUGGUGGUUGGAGCCCACGGAAGGGGAAGUGCAAAAAAAAAAACAGAGAUCUCCCCCUCGCAAGUGUAACCCCCAAUGUGGCGACUGUUCAACUUGUCCUAAAGGAAACGCUAACAUAUAAUGACGAAGUAAAAUACAAAUUAAACCUGCAAGAAUUUUAUGAUUUCUUUUCCAGAAUUGAAGAGGCCAGCGUUGUGGGGAUAAUUCCCACGACGGAUUCCAAAGAGGAGGAAAAAGAUGCCGACCUGAUCGCCACCCAUUUUGUCAAUCUCGUCUGCCAUCAGAAGAGUGAACAGGUUGAGUUAAACGAUUUCACCAAAAAUUAUUUAAAAAAUAAAAUGCUCUUCAAAAAAGCAGAAAAAGGAAAAACGGAAAAACGAUGCAAAUACUAUUAUGGCUUGUUAGCAAUUGAGAAACUAAAUUUUCUAAUCAACGGGGGCGGAAAAAUAUAUGACGAAAAUAAUGACUUAGUAAAUCUGCACUGUUUAGAACACGUCUUCCCAUCGCAUGUCAAGUGGGAACCCUCCCGGUUUAUUUACGUUCAUAUGCUAUUUGCCUACAAUUUUAUUUUUUUUAAAAAUGAAAGGAUUUUAUUCCUCGCAGUCGAUUCGUGCAACGUGAUCGGAAGGGAAAACUUAACCACGUCGUGCCAUUUCGGAUUGGGGAAGUACCACUAUGGGUCUUCUUCCAAAAAAGGGGAGGCCCAAAGUUUGACAAACUAUUUUCAUCAGUUUGUUCAUUCCUCCAAUAGGUUUUACGAGAGGACGAUGGGGCUGGAAGUGGCCUUAGACGGGCAGAAUAAAGGCCGAGGGGAAGUUCCUACAGGGGGAACACCAGGGAGGGGUGCAGACAAAGGGGAGAAAGAAGAGAGCGAAGAAAGUGGGGGGAAGUCCCACACGGCUUGCCCCUCCAUAAGGAAAUUAUAUAACGAGUUGCACACGUUGCGCGGUGGAAAGUGGGACAAAGAAGCGAAGUGGGUGGAGACGCGAGUGGAGAUGCUGAUGAAGACGCGAAUGGGAAAGGACUGCAAGUCGCCCCAUGAUGAGGACCCCCAUUUGGGCAUCCCCCCAGAAGAGGCGCAUAAACCGUACGGCCUUUUCCUGCACCACGCGAAAGAAAGAAAGACAAACGAGAGAGGAAUCUUCAACAUGAGGGAAAUAAAAAACGAAAGGAACUACGCAGUUUAUAAAAUAUACGCCUUUUUAUUUCUCCUGUGUGAUGUAAUUUUCUACGUCCAGAAAACGGAGGUGUCUUUUCACACUAAACCCAUGGCGGAGCUCCACUUCGUCUACGUGGACAACGACACGAGGGACGUUAUGCGCAAGUAUAACCACUACGCCAGUUUAGUAAAGGGAAAUAAAAGCAGAGAGAAAUGCAGGAACGGGCAAAAAGGUGAUAACGGACGAUUGGGCGAAGGGGAGAACAAUCAGAAGGGGCAGAAAAAAGAAGAGGGAAAAAAGAAUGGAAAAGGAAAUGUGCGAAUGGAAUAUAUCUAUAGGGAGGGAGAGUCUGACAGCUCGCACAACUCUCACAGCUCUAACAGCUCGGACGCAUUAUGCACCUCCCAUGUGAGGGACUACUACGGUGAAGAGUGCGAACGGAAGCUACUCAGUUAUGCCUACAGCCAUUACGGCAUGGUGGAAGAAAUUGAGUUGCGAAAAAUGGAAAAGCUGAUACAGAAAAAUAUUAUGAAGAGGGUUUACCCAAGUGGUGCAAGAGGAGGAGCGGUAGGGGGAGUUGGAGCGGUAGGGGGAGUUGGAGCGGUAGGAGGAGUUGGAGCGGUAGGAGCAACGGGGGGCUGCCUCCCCAACUGCUCCGUCCUCAUCGUGCUGAACACCCCCCUUGAGAAAACGAAUUGGUAUGAGUAUCAGGAGCAGGAAAGCAACUCCAAGCUGGAAUAUUUCCCCUUUUUUAAAUACAACAUUUGUAAAUAUGCAAAGAAAAGGGGAAAGCAAAAGGAGCCCAACUUGAGGCAGCAACUUCGUCCAAACAGCAACGUUAAGUCUUCCCCCUUUGAGAAAAAAACUUCAUCGGCGUCCCUAUAUAAUGAUCUUUUCAGCAGCAUAUGCAACGAUGAGCACUUUGAUGUGUCCAAUUUUAAUUAUGCGCACCCAGCGUUUUCUCUGGAUUUGUUUCGGAAAAGGGUUUCCCGUUUGGUAUACAAGCAGGGGGGGUCUGGGCUGGAGGCGAGCCAGGGGAAGGGGGGCACACAAAUGGGCUUACAAAUGGGCUUGCAAAUGGCGGAGCCCUCCCUGAGCAGUUCCGAAAGCAUCAGUUACGGCGAACCCCCCCGCAGUAAUUUCCUCCCCAGGUGGAUUCUCCCGCUGCUCCAUGCCAACAGCGCAAUAAACAAUUUGGUGAGAUACAUAUCUACAUAUGACAUUUUUUACAAGUGCAAAAAGUGGAACAGCAGUAGGUUUGGCGUGGGCCCCGCCUCCAUCAGUAGGACCCUCUCCUCCGUCAACAUCGAGCACCUGCUUAAUCAUGACGAAAGGGAGUCUGCGCAAAAUGGAGAGGCAUCCACGGCGAAUAACUACACAAAGGGUAGCACCAGAAGUGAGGGAUCUUCCAGCGAGGAGAGCUCUCAGGGAGACACGGAAAAGGGAGUAGACCCCCGCACAGAGGAAACACAAAAAGGAAACAAAAAACAGUCUACGGAGCCACAACUAAUGGAUGAAAAAAAGGCACACCAGGAUGAGAACAAACGAAGCGAUCUAUCAGGUGACCAUUUCAGUCCAAGUGGAGACCAUCAUUUUGAGACAAACGAAUCGAACAUGAUGUAUACGCCCCAGCGUGAAGGAAGAAAUACCCACGAAGAGAACGAAAAGCGCUUCUCACCUUUGCAUAGGGAGCAAACCCACACAAGCGGUAAAAUCAGCAGCUUACGUAAUUAUCUACAAAAUGGUGCGCACGUGGGGGGAGACCACGCUAAAGAGGGAGGGGUAGAGCCAAACGUCAAUCCGAGCAGCAGCAAUACUCACCAGUUUAUACUCCCAUUGGAUGUGGACUACUACUUAACGAUCGAAUGCAUCGAUCACAUCACGCAGCAAUGUCACACUAAUCUCCCGAAUUCGUUGCAAAAACAUCCCCUGGUGGUGAAUCUACUUGACCUGAUAGAGACGUUUCUUCUGUUUCUCAUGAAUAAAGGGUUCUACAUUCUACAGGAAACUGAAGAGUUUCACAAAACGGUUAACUAUUUCCACCCGUUUUUUCUCAUCUCGUUAGGUGAAGCGGAACAAGUGGGGCAGGGGCCACACCGAUGGAUGGCAGAGCAAGAAGGGGUGCGGAAAAAUAUGCUCAUUUGUCUCUUCAUGGAGCGCGCUCUGCUGAGGAAGGGGCAGCAGGGUGAUUACAAAUUUAGGGAGUAUUACCUAUUCAUGAAAUGGGCACAGCGCAAGGUGGGAAGGGAGGACGCAGGGGGGGGCUCCGAGGGGAGUGACUUCGCGGAAAACGAUGCCGUGGAGAGUGAUACCAGGCAUGGUGACCUCCGCAGUGGAGACAAUACAAACCAGUUAGAAGGCGAUAAUAAUGAUCCGGCGGAGGGGAAAAAAACAAAAAAAGAAAAAAUAUCUGCACCAAGGGGAAGAAGCCCUCUCCACGAGUGCCUCCCCCACGUUGGGGAAAAUUUCACGAACGUGUGCGAAAGUGUGCCAAACGUAAACUGCCGAGAAGACCUCAAACUGUUGAAAAAGAAGUCGGGCAAAUUUUUUGCACACGUGGAAACGCAAAAAUAUAAUUUUAGGAACGAUCGCAUGUACAGAAAUUUUGUAAAUUUAGAAUUAAAAAGGAAAUACAGCAACGCAGUUAUUUUAAAAAUGAGUGGCGAUUUUUCUCUGUACUUGAGCGGGGCAGAUUUGUGUAGUGUGCACCGCCAAAGACGGUCUCAUUAUUUAUUUAAAAAUUUUGUUGCCACGUAUGACGGCUUGUUCCUUUACCAAGUUAGGGACAGCCCCCAUUUGUUUCUCUUCCUUAACGUAGAAUACGAGUGUUUUUAUGGCUGCCGCUUCUUCAGAAGUGUGGACUGCCAGACGGGUUAUUCGCAGACGGUGGAGGGGGUCAAUGCGGGGAGGAGCAGCACUAGCGGUGGGGGCAGCACUAACAGUAGUGCUAACAGCAGCGGCAGUGUCCGCAGCCGCGGUGACGAUUCCUCAGCACAGCUCAAGGGGAAUGGCGCCGCGAAACUCACGCAGGCAAAAAAAGACGCACGCUUUAGGCCCAAGGUGCUCAUCAAGGCGGAGGCCACAAAAGGCAACUCGCACAACUCCCCGAAAGAGGACCCAGACAAUGGAAGGAGGCAACAAAACAAGGGGGACGAAAGAAACGGGUCAGCACAAUUUUCCGCUAACCAUGAUGAUGCUACGAAUAGGGAACGGUACAAUGUCACCGAAUUUAUGGGUAACAACGUGCUGAUUAAAUCGAUGCCCUUUUUUGAGAGUUGUCCAAUGCAUUUAGCUAGCACGAAUGCGCAAGGGAACGAAGCUGAAAACACGUUUGCACGUACGAGUGUGAGGGCUACCCCGAAUCGGUAUGAAGACGCUUGCGCCUAUGCUAACGCCAGAGCGCGGGCAAACGAAACCCAUUUUGCACAACGGAGGGGUGCGAAAUUGUCGCGAAUUUGGGUGUACACCCCUGUGAUGAAAAGCGUGCGGUGGAGGGCCAAAAUAUGCAUCCCCUUACCGCUAACACAGCUUUACAAAAUGAAGAAAAAACUUGAAAAGGACGAAUAUUUUGAAUUUAAAAAAAUGGACCAAGUGAAGGAGGACAUUUUUGUCUACAUGUUCCUAACGCAUAGUGAAAUUUUAAUUCCCCAACAUACCUUGGCACUGUUGACGUACCCCUCCUUUUUUUUUAUAUGUUCGAAAAGGCUGCUGUGCGAAGUUAAUGGUAUAUUAAGGCAGCACGAAAAAAGAAACGCAGAAUUUCUUCAGCUUAAGAAGAGGAACUUACUCCAGUGCAAUCCUUUGGAAAAAAAACACUCCUACGAAUUUUCCAUUCACCUUGAUAUUUUGGGGACUUCAUAUGGCUCCCCAGAAAAUAAAAGCGUCCUAAGCGAGUGUAAGCACGAUGAUCCGUUGUCACCAGAACAGGGAGAUAGUGAAGCGGUGGAAAAACCACUGGGGAGUGCCGAAAAGGAAACGCAUCACCCCACCAACUGUAAUAAUCGCUCGAAGCAGAAGUAUGUCAUCCUGCCACUUGAGCAUUUUUACCCCUCCGCGGAGUUAAGUAAUUACAGAAUUAGCAUUGAUUUUACGCACCUGGAGAGUUGA